This is a messenger RNA of Diachasma alloeum, 5932 nucleotides long. It is a transcript of the gene Nup205, whose product is annotated as nuclear pore complex protein Nup205. Gene Ontology annotation, cellular component: nuclear pore inner ring; nuclear pore. The coding region runs from base 141 to 5849 and encodes 1902 amino acids. Gene Ontology annotation, molecular function: structural constituent of nuclear pore. NCBI's taxonomy places the organism in Eukaryota, Metazoa, Arthropoda, Insecta, Hymenoptera, Braconidae. Gene Ontology annotation, biological process: nuclear pore organization. The transcript has 5 exons. The record is from RefSeq and is a predicted model, not a curated record.
CUCUCCCGCCAUUUGUGCACCUCGUUAUCACCGAGUGCGUUGUGAAAUGAGUUGAAAUUAUAAAUAUUUGGAUUGUUUAGUGUUGGAGAGGACUGCUCCAGUCACUCAUGAUCGUAGAACUUGUAUCAUAAACUGGUAAAAUGACAGAAGAGAAAUCGAGUGCAGAGGACUGCUGGACGCCGUACAAGGAGCUUCAGAGUAUUGUGGAGCAGUAUGUUUUGUUGUCAUCCAGCACUCAGGAUCCUCAGUAUCAUGAGUUCAUGGAGGCGCUCAGAAAUCACCGUCAGAAUUUCUUGACACUCAUGAAGAAUCCGCCAAAAAACGCGAAGAGUCGAGCAGAAAUCGAGAAAGGAAUAACCGAAGGGGUGACGCUGCCAGGGCUGGGCCACCGAGUGCUCCCGAAGGACCUGGUGGACGAGACGAUAAUAAUCUCCAACAUGUACGACCUGAACGAGUUCAUGGCCCUGGACUUGCUGUGCACAGCGCAGCUGCAGAUGCCGUACCACCCAGGCCUGACCCGAGGUCUCACAGCAAUUCUCCUCUACUACGACGGUUGCAAGGCGCUGACGUCGGCGCUGCGAACCCUCGUGUACGCCAGGAUAGGUCACAGCUGGGUCCUGGACACCCCCAUCACCCUCACUAAAAAGAUAACCGAGUACACAAACAAAAUGCAGGAGGACGGUUUGCUGGACCGAAUUCUCUCUCUUCUGGAGGAGCUGGACCCGACUCACGAGCAAGAUCUCCUCCAGCAGAAUCGAGCGCUGGGGGGUCCCAAGCACCACCAGAUGGUGAUGAAGCUGUUCAACGACACGAGACAGGACCUGGCAGACAUUCUGUAUCUGUGGUCAGCCCAGUCGUCCCUCCCGAUGCCCAUAACCCACCGACUGCUCUCCCUCCUCCAGCGAAAGCAACCAGAAUCAGAAUCAGGCACUGGUGGCCCUGACAAGGUCACCCUGGCCCUGAUAAUGGCCCUGCUGAACACCCUGAACCUCAGUGCCCUCCACAGCCGCGAGGACGGUGAGGAGAUCAUAAAAACCCUGUCAAUAAUUUCCCAACGAGGCGCCAUUGAGGAGCUAAUCCAAGAGCUAAUGAACAAUAAUUCAACCUGGGAGUGCCAGGGCCUCCGUGGUCUCGUCCAGUUCGCCCUGGCCCUCGCCAUCACCACCAUAAAAUCCGCCUCCAGCCUCUCCAGCCAGAACAUCACGAAUGAGGACGAAAUCCUCGUGGAGGCAGCCCUCUCCAAUCGAGUCUUCCACUUUCUCUCGAACGUCAUCUUCAAGAGUGAAGACCUCCACAACGAGGAGUUCUACGUUCGUUACUUCCACACCUUCAUCUCGGACUUCAUAACGCUGAUGCCACUGAAGAUAAAAGAGCUGAGGAGUCGUGCUGACGAGUCCAUGAGGUUCAUUGAGGCUUACCAGAGGGAGGGGGUGGAGCCACCUGGAAACCUGGACGACCACUUCGAGUACCUCCUGCUGAUGAUUGCUGAGCUGCACCACAAGGACCCCCUCAACCUCAACCUCGUGGUGGACUACUGGUGCCAGGAGACGGAGAGGACCCACGUCUCCUCUGUCCACGUGGCCAGACUGCCCUCGAGACAGGUCGCCCUCUUCAAAUUCGUGAGGCUAGCCGGGGAGAUCCUCCCAGCUGGCCUCCUGGUGCCUUACCUCAGGAUGAUAGCAUCACUGGCCUCAUCUCCACAAGCAGCAAGACACGCCUUCAACUUCCUGAAGCCCAAUGGCUCGACGGGCUCGACAAUCUCCUGGGACCACUUCUUCAAUUCCCUAUGUCUAUAUUACUACAAUCUCCGGCAGGAGUUGCCCCCUAGCCAGGACACGAUCUAUCGUCAACGAAGUCACCCCAAGGGUAUCACUCCCCAGGAGGUCAAGCGUCUCGAGGCCGUUUUAAACGUCGUCCAGGUGGUGGCGAAGUACGACGAGAUGUCGAGAAUAGCCAUCUGCGAUCAUCCAGGCUGGAAGGUCCUCCCACUGCUGAUUGGCCUGGUCGGAUGUGCCAUGCCAAUUCCCCUCAAGGGGGUGCUGGUCCGCACCCUGGCGGUUCUGUCGAAGUCCCCAGAGAGUUCGUCCAGCAUCUGGCAGAGCCUCGAAGCCGCUCAGAUCCUCUGCACAAUCCCCACGACCAGUAGCUACCAGCCUCGAGGUGUUCAAACAGAACUCGAGGAGAUUGAAUCCAGAAACGAGGAGUAUCCACUGACACGAGCAAUGCUGGAGCUGCUGGAUGCCCUGACAGACUACCCCAUCCCCAGGCUCCUGGGGGCCAGCCAGCGAAAUCCUGGCUUCGAUCCCUACCUCCACUUCAUCAUCAACACCGUUUUCCUUCGCUUCAACACGAGAUCCUACAAGAAUCCCGCGGAGAAGUGGCAGGUGGCCGACGCCUGUCUCAAGAUAUUCUACAAAUUGAUCUCGCAGUAUGAGCCGAAGGUGGAGGACUUUGCUGGCUGCAAGGUGGAGCUCCAGGGGGGCGAGUCAGUCUCUGUUAAUCCUGAGCCUGGUUAUCACAUAAUGACGCAGUUGAAUUCAAACUCAGAGCUGCUCAAUGUCAUUCUUUACAUUCUGGACGAGGGGAGACACCAUCUGGAGACGUACGAGGUGGGGAUUCCUGGGAAGGUCCACCUGGAGAACAGCACGUUGAAUUGCCUGAGGAUCCUGGAGCGUGGACUGUUGAUCGAGUACCCCUACAUGCAGAUGCAGUCGGCUGUCACGACGACCUCCAGCAAACUGAGGACCAAUUUAUCGAGGCUGCUGCUGGGGGUUAAUUCCAGGACUGGAGAGCCCGAUCAUAUGAUCAACGUCGCCUUGUACGUGUCCUACAACAACUGGCUGAGGCGGCAUGCUUUCGUGGCGAUUGGGGUUAUCCAAGGGGUUGCCAACGAGCCUGGAGCUGACUCUGAGCUCCUCUCGACGUUCACACUGAUUCCAUCACUCGCUGUGACAAUUAGACACGGUUUCGUCGAGUGUUUGGACUCUGAUGCUGACCAGAAUCGCGAGCCCGACGAGGAUGGACCCGUUGGUAACUGCAAGGAGAGGAUCUUGCUGCUGCUGAUGCAGAGCAUCAACAGGCCAGCUCCAAACCUGGCUCAUUAUCUUCUAGGCUUUGACAUCACAAAGGACAUCAGGAAGACUGUGAUACAGCAGCCUGGGAUCAGGGACUUCCCCAGGACGUGCCUCCACUCGAUUCUGGGGAUUCUGGAGCAGUCGCUGGAGAGGGGAAGGGACAAGAUCACAGAGGCCUGCUACUGGUUCCUUCACACGUUGGCAUCCAACAAUAAAACUUCAGUUCCAGUUCUGAGAUUUCUGAGAACAGCCACCAACCAGGACUUCAUCCAGAGACAUCUGUCUAAACUACCUUUCCAGGGGGAUAACAGAGCCACUGAGUUGGCUUGCAUGUCCUGGCUCCUGAAGUUAGUGGCUGUCGAGCUGCGAGUGGCUGGUGGGAGCCUCCAGCACAGUCUCGUUCAGAGGCUUGUGGGCAAUCCAAGUCAGGAUCGCGAGCAGAUUCUGCCCUCUCAGAAGCUCCUCAUGGAUCUCCUCCAUUACAUCGACUUUCAACUGCAGCUGGAGCCCACGAAAACCUGGGAGUUCUUCGAUCCUUCGCAGGUGGAGAUGGUCCUGGGGAAGUGCAGUGGGCCAGUGAUGCCUCAUGGUGGUCCACAGCUGAUUGACAUCAGGAGGCUGCAUUCGUUGAUCAUCGAGGAACUGGCGGUCACGCAGAGCAGUGCAACCGCCACUCAGAGGAAGCUCAUGCAGCAGGAGCUCCAGUCGAUCCUCGGAUAUGCAUUGAGGAGGAAUCAGACGAAGACUUUGUCCUAUGCAACGGUCAAGUUCGUUGAGGGCUGGUGUCAGGCCACUGAGAUACUCUUCUCCAUCGCCACCAAUCAGCAGCUGCCUGCCAACCAGAGGCAGAGCUUGCUGCUGAAUCUAUCCCAUGAUCUCCUGCAGAAGAUGACGUCCUGCGAGGCACUCAACGAGAUCAAGACACUUGUCUCUGGGACUGUCCUGAUACUUCUGGUUAAUCUGAAGAACACCUUUGCCAGCAAUGAGACGUCCACGUCGCCCUCCUACACGACUACCAUUAAGAUCAUUCUGGGGCACAUUCUCCAGUGGCUGCUGAACUCUGGGGCAUCCUCCCAGAAGGUUCGCACUCAUCUCUAUGGAGCACUUCUCAAUUUCCUCUGUGUCGUGGGUCUGGAGAAGUCGGAACGACCUGGAGCGGCCUCUGAUACCACUUAUGUGAGCCAGUUGGACAGCUCGUUGUACAGAACACUUCCCAUGCACGAAAAGUCACACAGAUAUGCUACGAUCCAAGUUAUCAAUGGGUUUGGGGAGAAACUGAUGGACAUUGUGUGCCACAACUGCUCGGGGGGACACGAUGUCUGCAAAAUGCUGGCGCUGUCUUGUCUGGAUAAGAUCCUGGAACUGGAUUUUGAUAAUUCUUGGAUCAUCUAUCUGUCUUCCAGGGGGUAUUUGAAACACAUGAUUGAUAGUCUUCUGGAGUCUGAUCCCUUGUUGAGGAGCAUGCUGCUGCCUGAUCCCAGUACGCUGAGGCCUCUUUAUCUUUAUGAGGCGAAAAUGGCGACUUUCUGCAGGAUGGCUUCUACGAGACUAGGUGCCGAGAAUCUCCUCGAAAACAAGAUUCUCUCCUGUCUCUCCAGCAUGUGCGUCUUCGAUCAGCACCCGGACAUUCACAUCGGCUUCGACGCCAGUGAAGUGUCCUUCCUCCCCCCAAUCGGCCAACGCUACCAGCAGAUAUUCCUACCAGCCCUGUAUCUCUGCGAUGCUCUUCUCACAACUCUCGGCACUGAGAAUCAAUCGUGCGCAGUGCAAGUGUGCGGCUUUCUCCAGAGCCAUCGGGACACUGUUGAAAUGGUCCUGAGGAAUGUCAUACCUCGUGCCAAUGCAUUAUUCCUCAAAGAAGUUGCCUGUCUCACUGGGGUGAUAGCGAGAUCAGCUAAUAUCGAUAUGUAUCAGCUUGUGGAGGACGAAUUGGGAAAGGACAUGAUCACGGAUCUGUCGCUGAUGGACAACACGGGAAUGAGGGAGCUUCGGGCUCAUCUCUAUCGUCUCCAGAAGCUCAUUGUCUCGCUUCUACCAAAAUUCGUACCGCAGCCCAUCAACAUGUACUCGAAUAAUCGUGAUGAGGAUGCUGAGCAUUAUGCAUGUGUCCAGAUCACAGCUAAUGUUCUUCUUUAUGCCAGAAAUCAGAUGCAGCACACACACAUGGACCAGAAGAUCAGAAAUCUUCUGUUCGAGCCUUAUUUGGGAAAAUCUGGGGGGAAGAGGGACACCAGUGGAGUCACUCUGGGGACUCUGGUAGAUCUCCUGGUUUCGUCAACGAGUUUAUUGCACUCAGAGAUCCCUCUUCUUGAUACGCUCAUCAAGAGGACUGCUAUGGUCAAGGAGAUGAGCACAACUGAUCUCAAGAAGUAUCUCAUUGACGAGGAGAUGGAAUUGGAUACUGGGAAACAGAGGAUUAUCGUUGAGAAGAGAUUGGAGAGACAGGCAGAUGAUAAGAGACAGAAUAUCAAGUAUUGCUCGAUGAUUGUUGAGUACAGUCUUUAUAUUCUUUGGUCACAUCUCGAUUUUUAUGCUACUAAUGCGUCGUCAAAGUACAGCAGGGCACAAGGGGGAUUGGAAGAUAAUCUUUCAGAAUUUCGAGUAUCACCAGAUACAUUGUCAGACCUGAAGCAGGGUCUAGUGAGUGUCUUCAGUGACAGUUUCAUAGCCCAAUUGCUGGACACUCAGCACGAGUAUUCGAUAAUCGAGAGGAGCUUCAUCGAGGCUCUCGUGAGGAGGAUAAAGAGACUACUACAGUUUAUAAUUAUCAAGUGAGAACAAGUGUUGUCUACGAGAUUGUAAUCUACUGCCAAUCGUGUGAGGUGUUUUUUUUAUUGAUAAAUAAAUAAAUAAUUCAG